This is a messenger RNA of Morchella importuna, 609 nucleotides long. RefSeq lists its product as uncharacterized. The transcript has a single exon. Bases 1 to 609 code for a protein of 202 amino acids. NCBI's taxonomy places the organism in Eukaryota, Fungi, Ascomycota, Pezizomycetes, Pezizales, Morchellaceae. The record is from RefSeq and is a predicted model, not a curated record.
AUGAAGCCCCUCCCAACCCGCUCCGGCCCCAAGGAAAUGAAUAACAACCCGACUGACGCCAACCGCUCCCUGGCCAUGGCUCUCGAGGAGGCUAUCACCUUGACGACCCAGAUAUCCGCACGCGAACCGGUCUCCCUUUCCCGCAUCACCAAGCUCACCUUCCGCAACGCCGCACCCUCUGAACCAGGACCCCCGGAGGCUCCGCCGUCCCCACAAUUACCCAUCAACAGGAAGCCAUUCCAUACCAUGCCGCACAACGUCUACACGCAGCUCGACCAGCUUAUCAUCCAGGUCUGCUUCACACGCAACGGCAUCAUGGACGCAAGCGCGGCGGCCACCAUGAAGCUCACAAAGUUCUAUCUUGCCGCCAAGACGGCGGCUCAGGAUAAUAGAGAUAUAGUGUGGGCGAAGGAACUGCAGUCGGAGGUUGCGGUGAUGAACGGAAUGGUGAAUGAGGAUAGCAUGGCACUGGAUAGACUAGAGAGGAUGAGGGAGAGGCUGCUACAGAGGUGGAAGGCGGUGACGGAGAAGGAAUGUGCGGCGGAGCCGGACGUGUGGGCGCAAGAUUUGAAUGAGGGUGCGCUGAGGGAACCAUUUGGGAUGGAGUAA